AUGCCAGAAACAGAGAAAGAUCAAAAGCCUGUACAGCAAGUACAAAUCAAGCAAGAAACAGGAAAAGUAAAAAGCCAGCAGAGAACCGAACCUGCAAAAAUGUUCAAGACGACGCCGCCUGCUCCCCAAAAACAAGUCAAAUUACGAGAAAGAAAACAAGAAGCACCUGAAAAGAAGCCAAAAAGUCAACCGAAGCCACCAUCCAAGGAAAACGUGCAAGACAAAUCAGAUUUCGCUAGACCGAGCCAGCAGCAAGUAGUGGAGGCGACUAAUCCAAACUACGAGACGAUGCGUGGUUUGAGUAACGCCAAAUUGUUCGACAAUGCACAUAAGCAAGGCGGUAGCGCCGAUUCAUGUCAUAACCAGAUGAAAGAGGCGCCUGAUAACGAAUACGAAUACACAACUACUUUGGACAGUAUGGCGAUCACUGCACAGGACGCCGUGGCUGGAAUACCAAGAAAGGCAGCUGUGUCAAGAUGA
Cooperia oncophora is the source of this 480-nucleotide messenger RNA. The record is from the annotation of a GenBank genome assembly. Lineage: Eukaryota; Metazoa; Nematoda; Chromadorea; Rhabditida; Trichostrongylidae.